AUGUCAUACCCACCAGGAAAGAUCAAGAAGAGUAGUGACAUCCUCGUCAUUGACGAAGAUAACUCGGCUCACAUCACUCAAAUCAAAGCACGCCCUGGGGGUGUGGCUUUUGAAGUUGCGAAUAACUUUGACCAUAUCACAGAUGUGACAGACGUCAAAGUCAGCCGUGGGGGCGUGGCUUUCGAGAUCACAGCAGACCAAUCUCUUGCUCCUUCUGCAGAGGUUUCAGAGAUGUCUCUCCCGAGUUCACCAAUCACAACCGUGAGCUGCACACGUCACGCUAAGGAAGGCAUGGCUUUUGAGAUCGAUUUCAGCGAUAACGAGGAGCAGAACCAACAACUCAAGACUCUCAGCAAAGUGACGUCACUCAUUGCUAAAGAUGGGUGGAGCGAGCAUGACGUCAUCAAAGAAACUGACGAUGUAUGGGUGGCCAACAAAGUUCUUGCAAUGAAUGACAAUGCAAAGAGGAAUAAGAAACGGUUGGCGUCUCUGAGGAAGGCUGAGGAAGAGUUCGACCUGAUGACAGCCACUAUGACAGAGAGAGCCAUUGACAGCUUUCACUACAUCCUGGUGAAGGAGACCUGUGCAGAACACAGUCUUCUUAGGAGAGCCCAGUUCAAGGCUUGGAAGAAGAAGAUGAUGCAGUAGAUUGAGCAAGUAAGAAUUUCUUGCACAAC
Molecule: messenger RNA, 677 nt
Organism: Lytechinus pictus (painted urchin)
Lineage: Eukaryota; Metazoa; Echinodermata; Echinoidea; Temnopleuroida; Toxopneustidae
Exons: 3
Coding region: 1-648 (215 amino acids)
Source: RefSeq, a predicted model, not a curated record